CACAUCAUGUCUACCCCUUCAUACUCACUCUUCUGCCUUGGUAACCCCCUGCUUGACGUGCAGGUUUCCAACGGCGAGGAGCUCCUCAAAAAGUACGAUUUGAAGGCGAAUGAUGCUAUUCUGGCUGAGGAGAAACAUGCACCGAUCUAUGAUGAGCUCGUCAAGAAGCACCAGGUCACCUAUGUUGCUGGAGGCGCGGCUCAGAACGCUGCGCGCGGUGCUGCUUACGUACUGCCCCCGGGCUCUGUUGUUUACACCGGAUGUGUCGGCGACGACGAUCUCGCUGAACAACUCAAGACUGCCAACAAGCGAGAAGGGCUGGACCAAGUAUACCAGGUCAAGAAAGGCGACAAGACUGGAGCUUGUGCUGUUAUCAUCACUGGCCAUCAUCGAUCCCUCGUCACCACUUUGCGAUGUGCAGAGAAAUUCGACCAAUCCCACCUUUCUUCCCCUGAGGUCGCUCCCCUCGUCGAGGGCGCGAAGUUCUACUACGUCGAAGGCUACUUUUUGACCCACGGUGUCUCAUCGGUUUUGGAAUUGAGCAGCAAGUCGACUGAAGCUGGCAAGACCUUCAUUCUCAAUCUUUCUGCCCCAUUCAUUGCCCAAUUCUUUGGCAGUCAAGUAUCCCAGAUCCUCCCAUUCACCGACGUUGUCAUCGGGAAUGAAGCCGAGGCUGAAUCAUGGGCAGCGGCCAACAACUAUCCUGACGUCAAAGACCUCACAGGAAUUGCCAAGGCCAUUGCCCUCCUCCCCAAAAAGAAUCCCGCCCGUUCCCGUGUCGUUGUAUUCACCCAGGGCGCGCAAUCUACUGUGUUGGUUACGGCUGACAAGCCCGACAGCCCACAGAUCUUCCCUGUGCAUGCCCUUACUGACGACCAGAUCGUCGACACCAACGGCGCUGGUGAUGCGUUUGCUGGCGGAUUCAUUGGCGCUCUCGUUGCUGGAAAGAAACUCGAGGAAGCUGUCGAGGCAGGGCACAAGAUGGGUGGAAUGUGUGUGCAGCAGGUUGGCCCCCAAUACAAGUGGCCAAAGAUUCAAAUCCUCUAGAAUAUACCCUCAAGCACCCCCCAAGCAUGUAGCAUAUAUACCUUGCCACUCUCAACAGUGGCAACACCUACACAUCCCCUGUAGUGUCUCUCCACACCACCAUGUUUGGAUUUAAUUUGCAUGUAACCAUAGAAAGAAAAGGAUGUUUCGACAGACAGCCAUGCA
Messenger RNA from Laccaria bicolor S238N-H82, 1212 nucleotides. RefSeq lists its product as uncharacterized. The record is from RefSeq and is a predicted model, not a curated record. Gene Ontology annotation, molecular function: adenosine kinase activity. Gene Ontology annotation, biological process: purine ribonucleoside salvage. Gene Ontology annotation, cellular component: nucleus; cytosol. Bases 7 to 1047 code for a protein of 346 amino acids. The transcript has 6 exons. Lineage: Eukaryota; Fungi; Basidiomycota; Agaricomycetes; Agaricales; Hydnangiaceae.